AUGACUGCUUCUGCCACUUCUGUGCCAGGGCUGGCGACAGCUGUCAGUGACGGGGGUCUGAGCCUGAGCAGUGGUGGCAGCAGCAGCAGCAGUUCUAUCCGUGAGGUGACAGGCUAUGUGCUGGUGGCUCUGAACCAGUUUGACUACCUGCCACUGGAGAACCUGAGGAUCAUCAGAGGAACUAAGAUGUAUGAAGAUCGCUACGCUCUGGCGAUCUUCCUCAACUACCGCAGAGAUGGGAACUUUGGCCUGCGCCAGCUGGGACUGAAGAACCUCACAGAGAUCCUACAGGGCGGUGUCUAUGUCGACCAGAAUAAGUUCCUGUGCCACGCAGACACCAUCCACUGGCAAGACAUCGUCAAAAACGCCCGCGUCAGCCCUCUGGUGGUGCCCACCAAUAGCAGUGUUACAUGUCAGAAGUGUCACGUCUCCUGUAAUGGUCGCUGCUGGGGCCCAAAGGAGGACCAGUGUCAGACCUUGACUAAAACAGUGUGUGCUGAGCAGUGUGACGGUCGCUGUUUUGGACCCUGGGUUAGUAACUGCUGCCAUCGCGAGUGUGCAGGAGGAUGCUCCGGACCCAAGGAUACAGACUGCUUCGCUUGCACCAACUUCAACGACAGCGGGGCAUGUGUGACCCAGUGCCCCCAGCCCCAUGUAUACAACCCCACCACCUUCCAGCUGGAAAGCAACCCCAGAGCCAAGUACACCUACGGAGCCUUCUGUGUCAAAAAGUGCCCACGUAAGGAAUGACAUACACACAACAACAUACAGCACACAUACUUUUGUGAAAUAAGGGGACAUAAAACAUCUGUGAAAUCAGAAUAAAACCACACACAUACAGUUGAAGUCGGAAGUUUAC
Molecule: messenger RNA, 859 nt
Organism: Coregonus clupeaformis (lake whitefish)
Lineage: Eukaryota; Metazoa; Chordata; Actinopteri; Salmoniformes; Salmonidae
Product: receptor tyrosine-protein kinase erbB-4-like
Exons: 6
Coding region: 1-750 (249 amino acids)
Biological process (GO): positive regulation of cell population proliferation; multicellular organism development; cell surface receptor protein tyrosine kinase signaling pathway
Cellular component (GO): signaling receptor complex; basal plasma membrane
Molecular function (GO): transmembrane receptor protein tyrosine kinase activity; epidermal growth factor receptor binding
Source: RefSeq, a predicted model, not a curated record